AUGACGACUCGUCGAUUACUUGCCAUACUGGCAUUUCUAUCUUUCCAGCAGAUAGCUACAGCUGCAUUCACGAACCCGCCACCGAGCGACUCCAGCAUUAACAACCCGCACUAUAAGCUGGGAGAGGAGAUCAAGAUCACAUGGGAGACAGAUGCAGAGUUUACUGAUCUUACCAUGUGGCAAACUGACACUGGCAAGAGAUACAACUUGCAAUCGAACAGCAAGUCGAAGGAGUAUAUAUGGAUCGCGUCAUAUCAAGGAAUCGACCCUGCCGACGGAAACUCAUUUAGUCUCUGGCUUUUCAAGACUGGCGAUACAGGUGCCCUUUUUGCGAGUCAUACAUUUAACAUCACCGAUCCCUCGUCAGCAACAACUUCAGCGCCUACGGGUACACGAACAAACAAGCCGAGACCUAAGACAAAGACCUCUGACGAAGCAACUGAGAUGACUGCCGAUGAUGCCGCCACUGCUUCAGCAACAGAUGGACCCUCUUCGGGGUUAUCGACUGGUGCAACUGCUGGAGUAGCAGUAGGUGCUGUUGCUGGAGCAUUUCUUAUUGCGGGCGCUGGUUUCAUGCUCUGGCGAAGACGACGGGCUAACAAGGCUGCACCCUCCGCGAUCGUGGUAGAAGAUGGGCCGAAAUAUGGAUAUGCACCAGUGGAGGCACCGAACGAUAACGCUGCGAGACAUGGACCAUGGGAAAUGGGAGGGUCGCCGGCGCAUUUCACGCAUGAGCUGCCAGCAGACAACACGGUAGUACAACAUCGAACAUAA
Messenger RNA from Fusarium redolens, 774 nucleotides. RefSeq lists its product as uncharacterized. The record is from RefSeq and is a predicted model, not a curated record. The transcript has 2 exons. NCBI's taxonomy places the organism in Eukaryota, Fungi, Ascomycota, Sordariomycetes, Hypocreales, Nectriaceae. Bases 1 to 774 code for a protein of 257 amino acids.